This is a messenger RNA of Lentinula edodes (shiitake mushroom), 1175 nucleotides long. Its product is annotated as F-actin-capping protein subunit beta. Bases 336 to 1175 code for a protein of 279 amino acids. The record is from RefSeq and is a predicted model, not a curated record. Lineage: Eukaryota; Fungi; Basidiomycota; Agaricomycetes; Agaricales; Omphalotaceae. Gene Ontology annotation, biological process: cell morphogenesis; actin cytoskeleton organization; barbed-end actin filament capping. The transcript is spliced from 6 exons. Gene Ontology annotation, molecular function: actin filament binding. Gene Ontology annotation, cellular component: F-actin capping protein complex; cytoplasm.
GUGUCAACGACACAUCACAUUGAGAGGCAGAGUGCUAUUAAUUAGUAGGUGAGAAGGUUUUGUAAUCGGCAAGACCUAACGCUUGUGCUCUACGUAUGUAAGUGGGAAACUAAGUAAUGCGGGAGCUGCUUUGUAGAUGUUCAUGCGAUAAUUAGAACUCACUAUUCGGAGAGCGGGGGGCCUCCGCCAUGACAGCGUUAACAGGGAACAUCGUGUUCACGUCGCGAGGAUAGAAUAAUACUGUUGUUGAUCGCGGAUACAACCGCUGGGCGCUUGUCAUGUUCCCCAAGUUAUAAGCGCUGGCCUCUGUUUUUCGUUCUACGACGCCCGACGCCAUGGCUGAUCUCGUUGACUCGAUGCUAGAUCUCAUGCGGAGGCUUCCACCGACAAGAACUGAAGAAAAUGUCGCCUCAUUAAUUGGAAUCUGCCCAGACUACGCCGAUGAUCUGCUAGGAAGCGUUGACCAACCCUUGCAACUCAAGACUGAUCGUGCUACCGGGAAGGAAUAUCUUGCUUGUGACUACAACCGGGACGGUGAGAGCUACAGAUCACCCUGGUCAAACGAAUAUGACCCGCCGCUUGAAGACGGAACGGUUCCAACACCCAGGCUGAGAAAGCUCGAGAUAGCGGCUAAUGAUGCCUUCGACACGUAUCGUGAAAUGUAUUAUGAAGGCGGUGUAUCCUCUGUCUAUCUGUGGGACUUGGACGAUGGCGGCUUUGCAGGUGUGGUGUUAUUGAAGAAGACGAUGGCGCCUUCUGCCUCGAGCGAACCUUCGGGAUCCUGGGACUCUAUCCAUGUAUUUGAGACCGCGGAGCGUGGCCGCCAGGCGCACUACAAACUUACCUCCACUGUCAUGCUGCAACUUACUAUGAAGAAAAAGGACAAUGAAGCAGACGGAAAAGAAGGUUGGAAGCGCGAUGGCGAGGUUACUUUAGGAGGUAGUAUGACACGUCAGACGGAGCAAGACUGGCCUAUUCACGACUCUUCCUCUCAUAUAACUAACACUGGCAAAAUGAUCGAAGAGAUGGAAAUCAAAAUGCGUAAUCUGCUUCAAGAGGUAUACUUUGGGAAGACACGAGACAUUAUAUACGACCUUCGCAGUCUAGACGAUCUGGAAAAGACACGCAGGCAACGGGAACUUCAGAAGGAACUUGUGGGUUUCAUUAAACGGUAA